AUGUCUCCUACCUUGCUCAGAAACGUCGACACGGUUGAAAUUGUCGAUAUCCACCAGAAUGACAUGGAAUUUUCCCUGGUGGAUGAUAUCUACAAGAAUCUGGACCCACCAGCAGACAGACAGCGCGCAUUCCCCACCCUCCUACUCUACGACGCCAAAGGAUUGAAGCUCUUCGAGGAGAUCACUUACUUGGAUGAAUACUAUCUUACCAACACGGAGAUCGAGAUUUUGACAAAACAUGCGAAGAGGAUAGUCGCCCGCAUUCCGGAGAAUGCACAGUUGGUGGAACUCGGAAGUGGAAACCUGCGCAAGAUCGAGAUUCUACUUAGAGAAUGUGAACGGACUGAGAAGAAAGUGGAUUACUAUGCUUUGGACCUUUCAUUGGCCGAGUUACAGCGAACAUUCUCUGAAAUCUCGCCCGAAAGCUUCAUCCACGUAGGAUUCCAUGGCCUCCAUGGGACGUACGAUGAUGCUGUCGGCUGGCUUAAAAGCCCAGAAAACCGAAAGCGGCCCACCGUGGUCUUGUCGAUGGGAUCAUCCAUGGGCAAUUUUAGUCCUUCAAGUGCUGCGGAAUUUCUUGGGGGUUUUUCCAAGCUAUUGAGCCCGUCCGAUUUCAUGCUUAUCGGAUUGGAUGCAUGCAAGAACCCAGAGAAGGUGUUUAAGGCUUAUAACGAUACCAAAGGUAUUACUCGCCAAUUCUAUGAGAAUGGCCUCCUGCAUGCCAAUGCGAUUCUUGGCUUUGAGGCCUUCAAGCCCGACGAAUGGGAGAUCGUGACUGAGUAUGAUACCCGCGAGGGACGGCAUCAAGCCUUUUAUGUCCCAAGAAUUGAUGUGGUCAUCAAUGGGAUCAGUAUUCCCAAAGGAGAGAGGCUCAUCUUUGAAGAGGCAUGGAAAUACGGUCGCAAUGAACGGGAUGAGUUGUGGCGCAAUGCAAACCUCAUUUCCCAGGUCGAAUUCGGAAAUCUGACAGAUGAUUAUCACCUUCAUCUGCUAUCACCCGCCGCGCUUGACGUGUCUAUGGACCCUUCGAAAUAUGCAGCCCAACCGAUCCCGAGUAUUGACCAAUUCCAGUCCCUUUGGACUGCGUGGGACCUCGCGACCAGAACCAUGGUCCCUCGUGAGGAGCUUUUGUCCAAACCGAUCAAACUCCGAAAUGCGCUAAUCUUUUACUUUGGCCACAUUCCGGCAUUUUUCGAUAUCCAUCUGUCGCGGGCUUUGCAGGAGGAGCCCACUGAGCCUAGCUAUUAUAGACUGAUUUUUGAGCGUGGCAUUGAUCCGGACGUGGAGGAUCCGCAGCAAUGCCACACCCACAGCGAAAUACCUGACGAGUGGCCGCCACUAGAUGAAAUUCUGGACUACCAAGAUAGAGUGCGGAACCGUGCGCGUUCAAUCCUGCAAGAGAGAUAUGCGUUGCAAGACCGCGCCAUUGGAGAGGCUCUUUGGAUUGGAUAUGAGCACGAAGCAAUGCAUCUCGAGACUUUCCUCUACAUGCUACUCCAGAGUGAUAAAACUCUGCCUCCCACAGGAGUUGAUCGUCCGAAUUUUGAGCAAAUCAGUCGCCAGGCGAAGAGAGACGAAAAGCCAAACAAAUGGUUUACCAUUCCACAACAGACUAUCGAAAUUGGAUUGGAUGACUCCAACGAAGAAAUGAUGCCAAAUGAAUCUUUUGGAUGGGACAACGAGAAGCCUCAAAGGAAGGCCACUGUGCAUGCCUUUGAAGCUCAGGCGAGACCCAUCACCAAUGGUGAAUAUGCCAAGUACGUGCAGGAUAUGGGUAUUCAAACAUACCCGGCGUCUUGGGUGGUUAAUCAGGGCCAAGACAAUCCCAUUUCCAAGGGCAUCGGUUCCUCAUGCGUCCAGGCUGGUUCGAGCUCCAAUCCUGCAAGAUUUUCGCUGGAGGACAUCACAGUUCGGACUGUGUUUGGACCGGUGGCUCUUGAGCUUGCACAAGACUGGCCAUUGAUUGCUUCCUACGAUGAAGUUGCAAGCUAUGCAAAGUGCAUGCAAUGCAGGAUUCCCACGUUUGAAGAGACCAGGAGCAUAUAUCACUACUCAGACCAGCUCAAAACUGAUCGAGCUACGAAUAGCCCCAGGAAUGUGUCCAAUGGGGUUGCUAAAGAUAGCAAGCUCCACUCUGCUGACCAGGCUAUUUUCCGUGAUCUCACCGGUUGCAAUGUUGGCUUUAAUAACUGGCACCCUGUUCCUGUCACACCCAAUGGGGAUCAGUUAGCUGGUCAGGGCGAAAUGGGAGGUGUCUGGGAAUGGACUAGCACACCAUUGAUGCCGCACGACGGCUUCAAAUCCAUGGAUAUCUACCCUGGAUACACGUCGGACUUCUUCGAUGGAAAACACAAUAUCGUUCUUGGGGGCUCCUGGGCUACUCUGCCUCGCAUUGCUGGCCGGACUACUUUUGUCAAUUGGACUAUCUCCCCCGCCACCAAUGAGCCUGUUGUCACCCGCACCGGUGUCUCAUCGGAGGAUUUGAAACAGAUCCCCGUGGCCGCUCAAGCAGCUUUCCGGUCAUUCUCACAGUCCACAACUUUGGAACAGAGGCAGAAGAUUGUGGAACGUGCUCUUGACAUCUUGGAGAAAAAGAAGGAUGAAUUGGCACGUGAGGUUACUGAGCAGAUGGGCCGGCCCAUCGCUUAUACCGGGGUCGAAAUUGCGACCGCUAUCAAGCGCAGUCGUUACUUGACACGCAUUAGCACCUCCGUACUGGGUGAGGAAGGAAUUGUGCCCGGAGAGGAGGAGAAGGGAUUCAGACGGUAUAUCAAGCGUUCGCCUGUCGGUGUGGCGCUGAUUAUCUUCCCGUGGAACUACCCCUACCUCACUCUUGUGAACAGCUUGAUUCCUGCCAUUCUCGCUGGAAACGCUGUUAUCCUGAAGCCUUCCCCCCAGACUCCAACAAUCGUCGAACAGUUUGCCUCUGCUUUUACCGAGGCCGGUCUUCCCGAAAACGUGCUCCAAUUCUUCCACUGCGGAUCUUUCACAUUUAUUGAGACUUUGGUGCGAUCCCCACUGGUGAACAAUAUCUGUUUUACGGGUUCGGAAGCUGGGGGCCUGGCAGUGCAAAAGGCAGCCUCGGAUCGGAUUGUGAAUGUUGGUCUGGAGCUUGGUGGCAAGGACCCGGCCUACGUACGAGAUGAUGUAGAUCUCGCCUGGGCCGCUGAGGAAGUUGUGGAUGGCGCUAUCUUCAAUAGUGGACAGAGCUGCUGCGCUAUCGAGCGUGUCUAUGUUCACGAGAAGGUCUACGAUGGUUUCAUUACUGAGGUGAAGAAGGUACUGAGCAACUACCGUGUCGGCGAGCCUUCCGAUCCUAAGACCCAGAUUGGACCAGUUGUCUCCAAGCAUGCGAAGGAGGCGAUUCUUGCGCAAAUCGAGGAUGCCGUGCAGAAAGGCGCGAAGAACGAGACUCCUGCUAAUGAGACAUUCGAGAACUUCCCUCCGAAUGGAAACUAUGUCAAGCCCACACUACUGACCGGCGCUAAUCACGAUAUGGCCGUGAUGAAGGAUGAAACAUUUGGGCCUGUGAUCCCUGUAAUGAAGGUCUCCGGUGACAACGAGGCCGUUCGUCUGAUGAACGAUAGCAACUUCGGUCUUACCGCCAGUGUUUGGAGCAAGGAUGUUGCGGCGGCCGAGCAGCUGGUUGAGCGUGUUGAGGCUGGCACUGUCUUUGUCAACCGAUCUGACUUCCCUAGCCCUGACCUCGCCUGGACAGGCUGGAAGAACUCUGGUCGCGGUGUUACCCUGAGUCGAUUCGGUUUUGAGCAGUUUGUCAAACUGAAGAGCCACCACAUCAAAAAUUACCCCAAAUAA
Molecule: messenger RNA, 3816 nt
Organism: Penicillium mononematosum
Lineage: Eukaryota; Fungi; Ascomycota; Eurotiomycetes; Eurotiales; Aspergillaceae
Product: DUF323 domain protein
Exons: 10
Coding region: 1-3816 (1271 amino acids)
Molecular function (GO): oxidoreductase activity, acting on the aldehyde or oxo group of donors, NAD or NADP as acceptor
Source: RefSeq, a predicted model, not a curated record